This is a messenger RNA of Lathyrus sativus (Indian pea), 1902 nucleotides long. The record is from the annotation of a GenBank genome assembly. Lineage: Eukaryota; Viridiplantae; Streptophyta; Magnoliopsida; Fabales; Fabaceae.
AUGGAGAUCAAACCUGGAUUGUCAGCACUCGUCACUGGCGGUGCCUCUGGGAUCGGUAAAGGUCUUGUUCUAGCUCUGGCAGAGAAAGGUGUAUUUAUAACAAUUGUUGAUUUUUCUGAAGAAAGAGGAAGACAACUCGCAACCGUUGUCGAGAAAAUUAAUACAAAGUUUCAUCCUAAGUUACAACAUCCAUCUGUGAUAUUUGUGAAAUGCGAUGUGACCAACUCGAAGGAUCUGGCUGCUGCAUUUGAGAAGCACAUUUCGACUUAUGGAGGACUAGACAUUUGUAUUGUCAGUGCGGGGAUUGAAAACCCUGUACCGUUUGAUAAGGAUGAAACGGACGGCACUCGAUCGUGGAGACAUACUCUUAAUGUGAAUUUUAUUGCUGUUUUUGACACUACCCGCCUAGCGAUUAAAAGCAUGGCAGCGUUGAAAAGGCCUGGGGUGAUCAUCAAUUUGGGUUCUGCUUCGGGUCUUUAUCCGAUGUAUCUUGACCCUAUCUAUAGUGGCUCUAAAGGUGGUGUUGUUAUGUUUACUAGAGCACUUCGUUUAUACAAACGUCAAGGAAUUCGAGUCAAUGUGCUUUGCCCUGAGUUUGUUGAAACUGAGAUGGGCUUAAAGGUGGAUCCCAAAUUCCUUAAUAUGAUGGGGGGCUUUGUACCUAUGGAAAUGGUGGUGAAAGGUGCUUUUGAGCUCAUCACGGAUGAGAGUAAAGCCGGUGAUUGCCUAUGGAUUACUAAUCGUCGAGGUCUGGAGUAUUGGCCAACCCCAUCAGAAGAAGCUAAAUACACGAUUCGUUCUAAUCGUCUUAGAAGAAGAACUGAAUACAAAGCUCCGUCAAUUAAACUACCCGAGAGUUUUGAGAAAAUAGUUGUUCAUACCUUGACUCACAACUUUCGUAAUGCUACCGGCUUAGUGAGAGCACCACUAAGAUUACCUAUCAAAUCAAACAAUGUUCUUGUUAAGAUAAUUUAUGCUGGUGUAAAUGCUAGUGAUGUAAAUUUUAGCUCAGGCCGCUAUUUUGGUGGCAAUAACAAUGAUACUGCGUCCCGUCUUCCAUUCGAUGCAGGAUUUGAGGCUGUGGGAAUCAUUGCAGCAGUUGGGGACUCGGUCAAUGACUUGAAAGUUGGCAUGCCGUGUGCAUUCAUGACUUUUGGAGGUUAUGCUGAAUUCACAGAGAUUCCUUCCAAAUACGCACUUCCAGUGCCUAGACCAGAUCCAGAAGGUGUUGCCAUGCUUACAUCAGGAUUAACAGCUUCAAUUGCUCUAGAUAAGGCAGGGCAGAUGGAAUCUGGAAAAACAGUCCUUGUUACUGCUGCAGCCGGAGGAACCGGUCAAUUUGCCGUUCAGCUUGCAAAAUUAGCAGGUAAUACCGUGGUUGCCACCUGUGGAGGUGGGGCAAAGGCCAAGCUUCUAAAAGAGUUGGGAGUCGACAGAGUCAUAGACUAUAAUGGCGAAGAUAUAAAAACGGUUCUAAGGAAAGAGUUCCCGAAAGGUAUUGACAUCAUCUAUGAGUCUGUUGGCGGUGACAUGCUAAAAUUGUGUUUGGAUGCUUUGGCAGUCCAUGGACGACUCAUCGUCAUUGGCAUGAUUUCUCAGUAUCAAGGAGAAAAAGGCUGGACACCGUCAAAGUAUCCCGGACUAUGUGAGAAGCUCUUGUCGAAGAGUCAAGCCGUGGCUGGUUUUUUCCUGGUGCAAUAUAGUCACAUGUAUCAAGAACAUCUUGAUAAACUAUAUGACCUUUACUCUAAGGGAAAACUAAAGGUUGCUGUGGAUCCAAAGAAGUUUAUAGGCCUGAAUUCUGUUGCAGAUGCUGUUGAGUAUCUCCAUUCAGGCAAAAGUGUUGGGAAGGUGGUUGUAAGCGUCGACCCAACGUUCGCCAAUCAAGUAGCCAAAUUAUGA